ACGUGUAUAUAUUAUCAAACGAUAUGAUAUUAAAACGUAAUUAAAAUAUAACAGAUUGUGAUUGUUAAAAGAACUUACUUGAGUUAUUUUUUCGAUAGUAUAUUUCUCUAUUUGAUCACAUAGAUCUGUAUACUUUACGCGGUUCUGUUUCUUGAUUUCAUAAGUAAAUUAACAUAAAGUAUAAUUCAAGUAAAUUUACUAUAUUUUACUUCAAUAUGCCUGGUGAACUGACAGCAGAUAUAAUUAAUUUAGAGCUUGGAGCUCAGGAACCAUGGCCUCAAUUGAUACAAUUAUAUAGACCAUUCGAAGUAGAACAAAUAUUAUUGCCAGACAAUGCUAACUGUCUUGCUGUUCAAGCUUUUCUCAAAAUGUGUAAUUUGGAGUUUCAAAUAAAGUCAAGAAGAGAUGCCGAGUAUAUGUCUCCAAAUGGUUCUUUGCCUUUUAUUAAAUGUGGUGCAUUUGUACUAUCUGAAUUUGAUAAUAUAGUGUCCUUUAUUUCAAACAAAGGGACAAGUUUAUCCAACCAUUUAAAACCUGUAGAUAAAUCAGAUAUGAAAGCUUAUAUUUCAUUAGUCAACAAUGUUUUUGUGAAUGCAGAACUUUAUAUUUGUUGGGUCGAUCAAACAACAUUAGAAGAAGUAACUAAACAAAGACAUGGAAGUGUUUAUCCCUGGCCUCUUAAUCAUUACCUGAAUUGGCAAAAGAGAAAACAAGUUAUAAAAAGGCUUACCGUACUUGGUUGGUAUAAUAGAACUUUAAAAGAAGUCUCUAAUGAAGUUGAAAAUUGUUGCGUGAUAUUAUCAGAAAGAUUGAAUGGAAGAAACUUCUUUUUUGGUGACAAAAAUCCAAAUGAAUUGGAUGCCCUCGUCUUCGGACAUAUUUUUACGAUUAUUACAACACCUCUUCCAAACAACGUUCUGGCGAAUAUUGUCAAGAAUUUCCCAACACUCGUGAAUCUCUGCAAACGCAUCGAGAAUAGGUAUUUUCAACGUUCGGAUGAUUAGACAAGGUUGCACUCGGACUUCAGGUAUAUUGAAUUGAGUUAUACUGAUUACAACACAAUCAAGUUCCUAUGUUAUGCAACAGAUACAACUAAAGAUGAAAAUAUUAGUAGAAAUAUUUGCAAUAUACAAUAAAUAUGUCCAUGUAUAUAUGUAUUUCCAUAUAUGGACAUUUGUUACUACAUCAAUAAUUACAAGAGAAUUAUCAGAUAAAUUAAAAAAAAAUUUACAUCAACAUACUUGAAGUUCGAGUUAAAAGAUAAUAUGAUAGUUAAAAGAUUAUAUGUUAUAUACCGUAAUUGUUAACAAGAUAACUGAAUAUGACUAUUAAUCACACAUAAUAUUUUAGUGUUGAAUGCAAAAUAAUACCUAAAAAAUAGAUAGCUUAUAACAAAUAUAACAUUUUUCAGCAUAUUUUCUCUACAAACAUUAGCAGUCAAAUAGAUUAACAAAACGUUGGAGGCAAGAGAUAGGUGACACAUCUAAGGAGAUUUGCAAUUAUUGUAAGAGUAUAUAAAACUUAUACAAGCUGUUUUUAACACUCGGCGAAAAGUUUUUUUUUGGAUAUUAUUAAAACAUUGGUUAUAGUAAUACUCUGUUCUCAUGUUAAAAAGAUGAAAGAGUUAUUUUCCAUGUACCUGUGCAUAAUAUUCAUGCUAUUUGUAUCAAUAAUAAUUAUAUAAACAUAUAUCCAUUAUAUACAACGAUCGUAAUUUUGUUGAUAACAAUGAAUGUAAACAGAUGAUAAUAAUGUUAUAAUUCUAAAUAGAAAAUUGUUUUUAUUCUGGUAUUUUCUAAGUUCUCUUUAAGAUCAUUCAUAAAUCUAAUCAUUGAUAAAAUACAGGUAAUCAUUAUUUGUAGUUGUACAUUAUUUUGUUUGUACUGUGUUUCUGGCUGAAAUACAAAGUGCAUUUGUUAAACAUGUUUUUAAAUAACAGAACAGAGUAAUAUAAUUAUUUUUUAACAAAGAUGAAAUAUUUCAUCUUUUUCACACAAUUUAUUUUACAAAUUAAUUUUUAUCUAGUCAACUCUACUUUACAUCAUUUUACAUGUAGACUUAUGUAUACAGUAAUAUAUAAAUUAUAACCAUUAUAAGACUUUACUAUAUAAUUUGUCAAUAUAUAAAAUAGUGAUUCUUAUAAAUAAUAUAAAAUUUAUUAUAUCAAAUUCUUUCAUCUGUUAUUACAG
This is a messenger RNA of Vespa mandarinia (Asian giant hornet), 2189 nucleotides long. Its product is annotated as metaxin-2. Gene Ontology annotation, biological process: mitochondrion organization. The record is from RefSeq and is a predicted model, not a curated record. Gene Ontology annotation, cellular component: SAM complex; cytoplasm. NCBI's taxonomy places the organism in Eukaryota, Metazoa, Arthropoda, Insecta, Hymenoptera, Vespidae.